AUCUAACCUAACCUAGGAGUCAGUGUUUAUUUUUGGGUCGAUUUCGUAGUCUAUUAUUUCUAUUUGAUGAUUUUUUAUAUAAUUUACUAACUCCAAGCAGAUUUUCAUAAUUGUAUCAACAUGACGAACGUCCUUUUAAAAGCCUGUACCCCUAGCGUAAUUGAUAGUGCUGCGGUAAAUUUAACUUUCUUUAUAAGAAAUGGCCAUCACUUAAGGGGGAAACCACCAGGCAUAGCAAGAACCUUGCAAGAAAGGCUCACAGAAAUAAAUUAUAAAGAUCCAGCCUUAUAUUAUAAAGUAGACAUCGGGCUUCCCUAUGUAGGAAAAUAUGAGAAAAGUCAGCUGCAAGAAAGAUUGAACCAUUUUAAGACACAGAGGCAAAACCCCGAAAUGGAAAGAUUGGCCCGUACACAAAAAUUGUUGAUUGACUUGGACAAGUCAAAUGAAGACUGGCUUACGUCUGUUGGGCCAAAGCAUUUAAAGCAAGUAGCAGAACACUAUGGUGUAUUUGAGCACUUGUUUGGAGAUGCAUACUUCUACCCCAAAGUACCUCUUAGUAUAUUUUUCAUGAAAGGAGAUACAAAUUAUCCAGUUUAUUAUGGCAAUGUUUUAAAACCUGAAGAUGCAAAUCAGAAACCUCAAGUUGGAUUUAACUGUGAAGAUAAAGAUACAUUAUGGACACUUGUGAUGACCAAUCCAGAUGGGCAUUUUGUUGAUAAUGACAAGGAAUAUGUUCAUUGGUUUGUAGGGAAUAUUCCUGGAAACAAAAUUGAAAAUGGUGAAACCAUUAUUGAAUACCUCCAACCAUUUCCUCCUAAAGGAACAGGCUAUCAUAGAUUUAUUUUUAUUUUAUAUAAGCAAGAUAAAAAACUUGAUUUCUCCAAAUAUAAAAAAACCGGAGCUUGUCUAAAUUUGAAUGAACGCACAUUUAAGACCUACGACUUCUAUAAAGCUUUGCAAGAUGAUAUCACACCCGCAGGCCUCGCAUUUUUCCAAUCUGAUUGGAGUACCAGUUUGAAGGAUUUUUACCACAAAGUUUUAGAUAUGAAAGAACCUAUUUUUGAGUAUGAUUUCCCACCGCCAUACCUUCGCAAACAAGAGUGGUUUCCCAAAAGGCAGCCAUUUAACCUGUACAUGGAUAGAUAUAGAGAUCCAAAGCAAAUAAAUAAAGAAUUUCUAAUGAGAAAAAUGAAAAAAGUUCAUCCGUUCCAGGCUCCCGCACCUCCGUUGCCAUAUCCUAACGCACAAAGCUUAGAUCCAAGUCUGCCCACUUGGCUUAAAUUGGAAAUGACAAAAUCGAGAAUGAAGUGGGGAAGAAUUAACGAAAUUGAGAAAUAAACGGGAACAACUUAAAAGUAAGCUUUCUUAGAUGUUCAAUAAAAUAUGUUGAAAGUU
Messenger RNA from Anthonomus grandis grandis, 1395 nucleotides. It is a transcript of the gene mRpL38, whose product is annotated as 39S ribosomal protein L38, mitochondrial. The transcript has 5 exons. The record is from RefSeq and is a predicted model, not a curated record. NCBI's taxonomy places the organism in Eukaryota, Metazoa, Arthropoda, Insecta, Coleoptera, Curculionidae. The coding region runs from base 121 to 1338 and encodes 405 amino acids. Gene Ontology annotation, cellular component: mitochondrial large ribosomal subunit.